Messenger RNA from Eremomyces bilateralis CBS 781.70, 1120 nucleotides. RefSeq lists its product as uncharacterized. The record is from RefSeq and is a predicted model, not a curated record. The transcript has 3 exons. NCBI's taxonomy places the organism in Eukaryota, Fungi, Ascomycota, Dothideomycetes, Eremomycetales, Eremomycetaceae. Bases 149 to 847 code for a protein of 232 amino acids.
CGAGAUGAAUAGGUACCAAUGUUAUAGAUCAAUCAUGGCAGGAGGAUUCGUGCGUUCUUUAAAGAGAGGUUACCUUCACACGACCCGGGAUUCCAGUGCUUACCAGUGACACUCUUUUUGUUCUACGAAACAUUCUCUUGCUAGCAAUAUGAAGUUCCUCACUGUCGCCGCUUUUGCCACCAUCGCGCAGCUGGCGUCUGCCCACACCACGGUCGGGUGGGUCUUUGUUAAUGGCAAGGAGCAGGGUCGAGGCGAUGUUGUGCCGGGCGGCUACAUCAGGAAGCCCAACAAUAACGACCCUGUGAAAGAUGUGAAGUCAGGAGACAUCACUUGCAACACGAGUAAAGGGCCGAACACCAAGAAUGUGAACGUCAAGGCCGGAGACGAGGUCACCGUGGAAUGGUUCCACGACAACCGAGGAGAUGACAUCAUCGCGGAUAGCCACAAAGGUCCCGUCCAGGUCUACAUUGCCCCCGCGCAAACGAACGGCAAGGGCAAUGUCUGGGUCAAGAUCGCAUCCGACGCCUAUUCCAACGGCGUGUGGGCAACCGACAAACUCAUCAAGAACAAGGGCAAGCACUCGUUCAAGGUGCCCAAUGUUGCUGGUGGUGACUAUAUCGUCCGCGCCGAGAUUAUCGCCCUCCACGAGGGCAAUCGCGUCGGUGGCGCGCAGUUCUAUCCGAGCUGCAUCCAGUUUAAGGUUGCUGGAGGGAGUGGCAAGCUUCCGGCGGGAAUAGCACUGCCUGGUGCAUACUCGCAGAAUGACCCUGGUAUCUUGUACGAUGUUUAUCAGCAGCCGCUGAAGCCCUAUACUGCACCUGGAGGCCCAGUUCUCAUCAAGGGUUGAUUGAGAUUGGUAAGGACAGGCAAGAUUGUUAGUCGUCCAAGAUAGACGGCUCGGAUGUUGCAUCUACGUAUUGAGGAGUAUUCCGUACAGAUCAUGGUGUGAUUGCCUUUAUAUAUAAAUCUUACGGGGCAGCUCGUUUACUCCAUCCUAGAACUUUGACAUUGCAAUCUUACGGCUGGUGCUCGUUUCAGGAUUACCUCAAACUGUUGCACUACCAUCUGAUAAAAUGAACACUUUUACCACUACUUGGUUUUUAGAUAAUACAUGGCUUCU